AUGAACGCCCCUAAGCAUGACGUACGGAAGGGAACGAUAUUACGCCCCAUCAUAGAGAACACUGCCAAGUGUAAGGGAAGGGACACGGGGUGGCCCCCCGGCAACCCGGGCAGUGACUGCGAAAGGGAAAAGAACCACGGCUGCCCCAGGGCGUGCCCCAACGAACUGGGGGUAGCAAAAUGGAGGGAAAAAAAAGUGCAAAGCAAGUGGGGACGCAGCGGCGGGGAAAACAACGCGGAAGAGAAGCCCCCUCGGGGGCAGGAACAAAACCACGAAGUGGCCUCAAUGACCGACGCGGCCUCAAUGACCGACGUGGCCUCAAUGAUGGACGCGGCCUCAAUGAUGGACGUGCCCGAAAGCUUCGUCGGCAUAGAUCACCAAAACUUGCCGUUUGUGAAGGCCAAUUUUGCCAACCGCAUUAACAGCAAAAACGUAGUGCCCAUAUUAGACCUCUUCGUCCAUAACUUAUUUUUUCACCUAAAAAGUAUUGGGAAAAAUAUAGACAAUUUUUAUUUGCGCUUUGGAAAAGUUGUGUACCCCUUUCACUUCCCAGUUCAAAAUGGUGACGUCUGUGAUGAGUGCCUACUGAAGGAGAACAGGAGGAGGGGGUGGAAGGGAAGGAUUGGGACGAUGGGGGAGACCCGGUAUGCACAUGGAUCGGAGCAGCAACACCAUAGGGGCAGGAAAGAUGGGAGCGAAUUUCUCCCCCAAGUUUUAAACGCCUGGUGUGAAAGGGUAAAAUGCUUGAUAAGAAUUUACAAUAAGAACAGGAAGGAGCAGAAAGUGAAGGAGUACUUACACGGGGAGGGAAGAGAAAGGGAUUCAGAAGAGCGUCGUCUUCUUUUCGAUCGGAGGAGCAGAUAUGACAUGAACGAGUGUGCGAAGGGGUUAGUGGAUAGCAUCCUUCUGAAUGAAGACAGAUGGGGAAGAAUAAAAGAGGUAUCCUUUUUCCCAACGGAAAAGAAACAACAAUCGGUGAGAAAUAAAUCAGGUGAUGUAACCCAUGGAGAAGAUCAGUUCUCACCUGACCUGUUCAGGAAAAAAGGAGAACUAUGGAAUGAAGACAUAACCGAUUUGUACUUAAUCAAUUUGGUGAAAAGAAAAAUUGAAGAUUACAUAAAAAAUGUGCAAGUGAAAAAAUUUUGGGACGUCAUAAAUGUGCAGCAGUUAGCUAACUUUGACUAUAGGUAUGCGGGCGGGGUAGCGGCCAGAAAGGGAAAUUCCCGUGAGCCUCUAUACGACUACAUCCAAAUCGUAAAAAAAAGCAAGUGCAAAAAGGAAGGAAAGAGCAGCCACGUGGGAAAGGAAGCGAACCAAGUGAUGAAUGGAAAGAACACCCGGGAUGUUGAGAGGGGGAAGACAGACAAAGACUUCAUGAUGAAGGAUCUAUUUAACAAUACGAUUAAGGAUUAUGAAUCGAGUCAAGUUCAUAUUUUUUUAAGUAACUACGACAACGUAUUUUUAAAGUCCAUAGGGAGGUUUUACCUUCUGCUAAAUUUCUCAGUCGAAAUUGUUGCCAUUCUGUAUGAGGAUAUUGACUUGUAUUCCCUUCACAUUUUUUCCUUGUACGGUCAUUUGGGUCAGUGUGGGAGAGGUGUCGUCGAUCGGCAAACCGAUUGGCAGUCUUCUAAUCGCUGCGCGGGAUGCAGCCGAGGAAGCUGGGGGGAGGAGGCCUUCCGCGCCAGGGCCAGCCAACUUCUUUGUAGCCUUUCUCCUGCCCAGCGGAGACUCGACACCGUCGUGUUUUUGUUGUUACGCGUCUUUUUGAAGGGCGAACAGGGGGCACCUUCCGUGGGGGUCCCUACUAAGGGGGUCACUCCUAAAGGUAUCCCUACUAAGGGGGUCACUCCUAAAGGUAUCCCUGCUAAGAGCGUCACUAGUAAAGGUAUCCCUGUUAAUAGUGCCCCUUGUGAGCCGCUCCGCGGCGGAGCCCACCUGUCUGGCCCCCUCCCGAAAGAGAUACAUAGCCUCAAGGUGGAGAAGUACAAAGAGAUUCUCAAAGAAGUGAAGAAGCUAACCAAGUACGUCAUUGAGAAAAAAAUCCAUUUGCAGAAACCAGUCAUUAAGUACCUUCUAGGGGUUAAUAAAAAAUACAAGCAGAAGGUUGUUCACGCGAUGGAGAGAAUCAGGGGCAGGAAGACCUCCAAUUCGAAGCAUGUAACUAUGCUGAGAAUAAACUUCCUUUUGCACUCGAUGAAUUUUUAUCACUUUGACUUCUUCACUAGGAAGGAUUUGAAAGCAGAUCUGAGACGGAUGCACAAAUCAUCCCGCAGUAAAAGGAAGGGGCUAAGAAUCCCGGGGCAUUCUAACAGGAGAGACUGUGUCCGCAAAUGGAGGUGCUCUCUCCGGGAAUGGGGUACUUCCCACGGGAUUACUUCCCACUCGGCGCCGAACGCAUCGGACGUGGUUUUCCCCCUAGUGAACGAAACGCGGCUGAGGAGGGCGAGACGGGCGCGGCACCUGCGCGGGGUGAGGCUCCGUGUGUACGCCUACGUGAGGUUGGCGCGGAACAUCGGGGUGGAGCAGUCCGCGGGCGCAAACAAAAAGGGGAGAAGUAAAAAAAGAAGAAGUAGCGACAGAAGUGAGCGUAACAGCAGAAGUAAGCCUAAUAGCAAAAGUAAGCCUAGCAACAGAAGUAAGCCGAGUAGGAGACGUAACCGUAAUGGCAAAGAUAAGAUCCGACGUGGGAGAACUUCUCCCCGUGGAGGAUUCUCCACUGGGUGCCAACCAGAGGAGGCACCACACGAAGCGAAAGCACACCUGUUCGUCCUCUCCUUCUACAAAAACCAUUUGGUGAAAUCUCUAAACGUAGAGCGAAUAAGGCGCAAGUUUCGAGCCCUGGUGAGGAGCAAAAAUGCAGUCUACAAAAAGGUUCUGCAUAAGGUGAGGCAGCGAUGUGGACGGGAAAAGAAGACAGAAGUGGAAACACGCGACAAGUACUACGAUCUGCUUCUGGACGUAUUAAGCAUUAUCAGGAGACAAGACGAAGAGAUUAGGAGCAACCUGUCUGGAAUGAUAAGGGGGGUGAACGAGCAACUGAAUUUAUUCUACGGGAACAUUUGUCGCUGUGCGCCAGCGGAGACUUGGGAGCAGAGAAACGUGGAGCUCGUGAUGCAGCAGCGGUUAGGGGCGCUGCGGGGGGAGGACUCUCCUCUCCGGAUAAGUCGGGGCGAUGGGGGAGACGCGGAAGAAGCGGAAGACGUGGAAGAAUCGGGCGAAGCGGAAGAACCGGUGGGUGACGAACUAUGCGGCGAAGCAUGCAGCGACGCGUGCAAUGGCGCCCAUCGGGUGCGUGAGAAAAGGGUGAAGCUUCGUCCAUCCCGGAGUGGCAGGCGCCCCCAGCGGGGCCACGCGCAGAAAGGGAAAGACAGCGAGGGAGGAAGCCGUGCAAGAAGUUGCGCCAAGAGCUGUGCCAAAAUAUGUACCCAAAGUUGCGCAAAAUGCCGCUGCCCCAUGGACAGGCACCUACUCGACAGGAAAGAAAAACUGCUCAGUCAGUUCCGCGACGUUAAGAGCUAUUACAAAGAGAAGACGAAAAAGGUGAACUACCUUUCAUAUGAUGUGUCCAUUUUGAAGGAGUACCUAUGCGCGUAUGUGAAGAAAUUUUUUGACGACAUUAUCCUUUUGUUUGAGUACUUCUUCUGCAUGUCUAACGGUUAUCUUGCCCUGGAUUGUGGCAACGAAGGGGUGGGAGAGAAGAAGGAAGAUCUUCUGUGUGAAUGGUUCGCUCUGUCGAGCGUGGACAACUUCAACAAUGAAGGCGAAUCUGGGGGGGACAACCUGCACGGCAAGGAGGCGAAGCCUUCCAAAGAGACGAAGCAUAGCAAGCAGACGAACCACUCCAAGGAGAUGAACCACUCCAAGGAGAUGAACCACUCCAAUCAGACGAACCACUCCAAGGAGAUGAACCACUCCAAGGAGAUGAACCACUCCAAUCAGACGAACCACUCCAAGGAGAUGAACCACUCCAAGGAGACGAACCACUCCAAACAGUACCGCAACUACCUCCUACUUAAAAAACUGAAAUUUUUUGCUAAAAACGACAUAGUACAAUUUAUGAGCAAAAGUAUCAACUGCGCGCAGAAUCACGUCCUGCUAAAAAUAGGCAGCGUGAAAAAGGCUUUCUACCUCUUGCAUGCACUGCUGAGGACGCAGAUCACAUAUAGCACACAUAUCACACAGAGCAGUAGCAACGAGCUUCUCAUUUAUAAAAUCCUGCUCAGUUUUGUUGCAAAAUAUGGACUGUACUGCCAGAGGAAGGAGAUGAAGAGAAGGGGAGCAACACCACCAGGGGGCAGUCCCCUCUCAAAGAAGUACUCCGAGGAGCAACUUGAGAGUCGCUUCCUACUGGAGAAAAAGAGAAAACAAUUUUUGUUCAAGUUUGGAUUAGAUAGUAUGAAUAUUCCUACUAAUGUUACUUCCUUUUUAAAGUACAUCAUUCAGGAUUACAGUGCGGACAACACAGGGGGGAAGAAGGUCCCUUGUGGCAAGGCCUCUCGGGCGAAUGAAAAAAACGCCAUCGAUGUUUAUACAUCCUGCUUGUAUAAUAUGUCGAGCUGCGAUAAGGAUGACACCAAUGUUAGUUCUAUCUUGCAAAAAAUGCUGAAAAAAAAAAAAAAAAAAAAUCCUUGCGUCGCUCAAAAUAAGGCAAAAAUAAUGUAUUCGGGGAGAGAGACACAAGAGAAGGAGGACGACCUCUUAUCCGAUUUAGCGACGUUGUACGAGAUUAUUCAUCGGGGGAAUUUAGACCAAUAUGCGAACUUGAGGCUCUUUAUAACAAUGGAGAAGAAGAGGAAGACUAAAAGGAAGAGAAAACUCAACUGCGAUGAGGUGUUCACCAGUGUAGACAUAAAUGAGAGUAGCAACCAUGUCAUACAGAAAGGGAUCAAAAAAUACACUAUCCACUUUGUCGAUGACAAUAAGUAUGUGUUCCCAUACAUUUGUAACACGUUCGAUUUGGGAUCUUCCAGAAGGGGACAAAGGAACCCCAAGGAUUCGUCUGAUCCUUCCCUGUGUUACGAAGUAAUCCAGCUGAAUAACAAUUUUAAGUUUUUUCAUUUUAUCGAUCCGGGGAGAGAAUACUCUUUUAGGAACUCCAUUUUGAACUUCGUCUAUGGGUACCCGGUUGUGUGCAUAAGGAAGGACCACGAGGGGGGGGAAGCAGUCGGGUUGGAGGAAGCAGUCGGUCCGGAAGAAGCAGUCGGUCCGGAGGAAGCAGUCGGCCCGCAGGAGGGAGUCUCCCCAGAUGUGGAUCCCCACCACAAGGGGGAAAGACUCGCUUCAAACGCGGAAGGAUCAAAUAGAAUCAGCCAAAAACUGCUCAGAAGGAGGAAGAGGAAGGAAUUGCUCGAACAUUUAAGCAGCGUGGACAUAUCGAAUAGCAUCCCCUUGAAGUACAUCCACCUGUCCGUCAUCGGUGACAUAUUUAGACACCUAAAUUUGGAGCACGUCCUCGAAGACACGGUUAAGAACUUAUAUGAAGAAAUGCUGCAAGACAUGCAGCAGAGAUUUCUCCGGUCCAAUGAUACACAUAACGUGGCUAAUGUCGUGACUUGCUUCCUUCUCUACUUUACCUCCUUCAUGGAUAUUCUCCUCGGAGUCAGGGACAACAACUAUAUCAGCCUUACCCAGCAUGGCGAUUUUAAUAUCUUCAAUAAUUUCAGUGGGGCUUUAUUUAGAAGACCGAAAAAGAAGCGAAGUGAAGAGAACCUGUGCGCAGGCCACCUCGAGGGGAAGGAGAGCUACGUAUACACGCACAAUAGAUACACUCGAAGGAGUGCUUACCUGUGGUUGCUGUGGAGGGGGAGGCAUAAUGGGACGAGCUCGCCGAAUGGGACGGGAUCGCAGGUGGAAGACAUAUAUGUCUGUCCAAAGGGGGAGACAGCGCUUGGUAUUGUCCCGGGGGGGAGGCUCGCGGCCCUCAUGAGCAACUACCGCGACUUCAACUUCUCCUUCCUGAAUAACGCAAAGUGUCUGGACGAGCAAAAAAGGAAGCAGUACCUGUUCGUGAGUGGCGGGGCGGAAGCGGCGGAUAAGGAAGCGACGGAUAAGGAAGCGACGGAUAAGGAAGCGACGGAGAAGGAAGCCGUGGAUAACGCAUCAGCGGAGCGAACCCUUCUGUUCAGGCACAAAAACGUCAGCGUCCACAGCGUGGAGGAGAGCGUCUCCUGUGAGGACUCCCCCCCGUUUUUGGCAAGGGCGAACUUCACUGACGUGGCCAGAUGGCGCGACUGCGAUUUGGAAUGGACCCCAACUUUUGAGUUGCUCCAGGGGGGAGGGGCAAGCGUGGGAAUGACAAGCAUGGGAGUGAGAAGCCCCACCCCGAGGAACACCCAUUUAUGUUCCCCACAUCAGAGCAGCUACACCCAUCACGGUCAUGGUACCAAUGGAGGAAACGCGUCCUCCUCUUUAGUGAAACGAAUUCGCCUCGCCCUAACCAUCCUGAGGGGGUACCUAAAGGAAACCCUAAACCUGAAGCGGCACUGCCUGUUUGAUGCGCUAGAGAACUUUAAGCAAUGCAAAAGAGGACUAGAGGACAUAAAAUUUUUGUACCAUUUGAUAUACCUACUCGAUUUUGACAGGAAGGAAGGAAAGGUGCCUGAUUCGGUUAUCUUCAAAAAGGUAUACUACUUGGUGGUGGAGGCAUUGUUCGGCGGGGGGGGCUCAUUGCUGCGAGGGGAGACAACUCAGGAAGGAAAGACAACCGAGAAGGGAACAACAACUGAGGGAGGAAAGACAACUGAGGGAGGAAAGACGACCGAGGGAGGAAAGAAAACCGAGAAAGGAAUCACCAAUGAGAAAGGAGCGACAAAUGAGAGACACCCACCUUGCAUCCCCCCCGCGAUGGACGGCGAACGGGUAAUAUCUUUUAUCUUCAAUUUGGUGAAAAUCACGAGAGUAAUCAAAAUGAAGAAGGAAAAAAUGAAAAAAUUAUUCAAGCUACUUCAAACGUACGUGAAUAAGUCUCCAGAUUUUUACGACGCCAUUUUUAAUAGGCUGUUUCUUUUUAUUUAUGAAGACACGAAGGAGGAGAACAGGAGGUUUCUUAGGAGGCAUUUAAGCAGCUACUUCAAUGGAAAGAAAAUCACCUUUGAUAUCUUGAGCCACAUCCUUCGAUCCCUCCCCGCAGGGGGGGAAGGGCGGGACAGGCAAGCGCGGCGAGAACUGUCCCCUACCCAGCGGUGGCACCUCCCAUGGCACCACCCAUCUGAGCAACGGAGCGUUCUGGCCGGCGAGGACCCCGCCUCCCUCCAGGGGCACAUCCCCCGGGUUAAAGAGGAACGGAGAGGAGAUGGACAUAGAGAAGAUGGGCACAGAGCAGAUGCACACAGAGCAGAUGCACACAGAGCAGAUGCACACAGAGCAGAUGCACACAGAGCAGAUGCACAUAGUGUAGAGGAACAAUGCGUAGACCCCCCCAGGGAGUGCCUCCCCCGGAGACAGCAUCAUGACACGCGGCGCACAUGGAAAAAAAUGAAAUUCUCCAAUGUCAGUGAAGAGAUAUUUAAGAAAGCCUUUCGUAUGGGGAGGAGCAUUUACUCAAGUGACAGCUGCGACUCGACCAGGCGAAGCAUCUUCCGAGUGAAACGUGUGGAGAGUAGGAACUACCUGUCGUACGAGAGGGAGAAGGCGAGUCAUUUAUUCCGCGGAUCAGGAAGGAGCUCCUCCGGGAAGAAGGCGGCUAAGCAGAAUGCAUCUACAUUGAAGUCCUCUCUGCAGAACGCAUCGAUGGCAGGUACAGCCAAGGGGAAAGGUCCCAACGUAUACCCCGGUGGCAAAUCCCCUUGGGAAACUUCUACUCAGAGGGAGGGGCUCAGCAAAACGGACCACUCGAAAAGGAAGGGCAAGAAAAAGGGAAAACAACUCAGCGCAGAUAUUCUAUCUGAGCAACUAUGGAAUGAGGGCCUAUGGGACGAAACGAGAAGCUUCUCCACGUCCCUGUGCACGAAUGAAGAAGUGUCCGUCGAGAAGAAGAAGGGUCUGAGGAAGGGUGGAAUGAACCUGGCGCAGGGUGGAGGGAAGCCACUCGGAAAAGAAUCCUUAGAGCGAUACAGCUCAAGUGAAUGCCUCCACUACGUUGAUAAUUUGUUUCGUCACUAUCGGGAGAGUUCUAAGGGGCAGCGAGAAAAAGGGGGGACUUCUAAAAUGGGGAGGCCUUCCAAAAUGGGGACCCUUCUAAAAGCUCAUUUGAAGAAGAAAGCGGAAGAAGACAUCUUUAUGAUCGGAAGCAACACGAGCGAAGGUGGAAUCCCCCUUAGCUGCGCCUCGUCGUCGUCUUCAAAUUGGCACAAAGAUACAAAUGACGAGGAGAGACAGAAGAUAUGCUUCCACAUGAACGAGCUGACUUGUACAGGUGGACAGAAAUAUCUGAGCCUACUAAGUGCAGCAGAUUUUAAAAUGGUAAAAGGGGACAGGAGUGGGAGAAGUGGCAGGUGUGAUAGAAGUGACAGGUGUGACAGAAGUGAGAGAAGUCUCCACUCGAUUGAAGACAUGAGGAACUACCCAAUGGACGAAGGAAUGCACCAAAUGAAACGUAGCUAUCAUAAGGACAGCAAGCAAGUGCACAGUCUUCUGACCUUCCAGCAGGACAGUUCCUUCUGUUUUAUCAAAUAUAAGCCCUACCUUGAGUUCAACGAAGAGAGGAGAGUUAAGAUAAACAAGUAUAAAGAGAAGGAGAAGAAGAAACAGAGAAAAAAAACAGACAUUAUGUUCAUGCCUCUCUACAUUAGCAUCGUCGGAGGACUCGAUAUAUUCUUAUUCAAUUAUUACCAACACAUUUGUGACACCUAUGUGAAUUCCUACUUCUACCUGAACACAUACUAUUUCGAGAAAUAUGUUUGUAGUAAGUACCGGGGGAAAAGACACUCGGAGGAGCACCUAAUCCAUGACCCCUUUUACUACCACUACUUGUUUUGCAACAAGUUCGGUUGCCACGACAGCGCGAGGGUCGUUCGGGGCGCACGUGUGGGACACCACGCCUACGUGAAGUUCUUUAACCGCAAGGGGGGGAGAGAGGCGGUAGCGGCCGCAGCGGUGGGGGAGGCUGCAUCGGGAGAGGCUAACAUGCACACGGCUAACAUGGACGCGGCUAACAUGGACGCGGCUAACAUGCACGCGGCUAACAUGGUCUCGAUUGGCAUGCACGCUUCUAACCUUCCCGCUGUGCGCGUAAAGGAAGAAGCCGCCCCGGAAGAGCUGACCAGCCAAAAGGUCCCCCGCGAGGAGGAAAAAAAAAGACUCAACAGUGUAGUAGACAGGGGAAGCAAACAAGCGUCCAACGAGGUUGGAAAAGCUUCAAAAGGGUCAGCAGGUGAGAGAAAAAAAAAACAAAUCACAAAUGAAGGACGCAACGGUGGAGAUGAUAUCACGCAGAGGAAGGACCAUCACUGGAAAGAAUGUGAACAGAAUUUUUUUUAUUUAGACAAUGAACUAAGUACAGAUGAUGAGGAAGACAGUGUUCCAAAGGAGCCAAAGGACGUUCAUAUCUUUAAGAGGCACUUAUUCAUCCUGGACUAUCUGAGAAGUCAUUUUAGUUUCUCCAUUUUCACCCGAAUGGAGAAUAUGAUUAGCGACAUGUUUGAUAACUAUUUGUUGAAUCUGCCGUAUGUGAAUCGGUACGUCUUGGUGAGGAGUGGCGGUGAGUGUGGAGCCGACGUGGGGUAUGAAGUGUUGCCUGCCAAGCGGGGGGUUAGCGGAAUCACUACAGGAGCCAUCCCCUCCGGGGAGAACCACUUCCCCGUUGGAAGUCGCUUCCCUGAUGGCAGCCGCCUCCCCCCUGACGGCACAAGCUACCACGACUUGGUGAGGGAGUUCUUCCUACGGGCGGGUGGAGUGCAGCUCUCCAUGACGGUCGUCAACGUGGAGUAUUGGAAGUUCGAAGACGUGAAGGAGGAAGACCCCAUCGUGAAGAAACUAAUCCCCGACAGUUUGUCCGCCUACUUCGACGCGAUUAAUAAAAUGUACCAGAAGAGGAACGCAGACAAGCAUCUAGUCUUCCUCUUUGAUUUGUGUUCCAUCGAUUUGCUUAUCGACGAUUGUCUCUUCACUGUAAAUUUGACAGAAGGGCUAGUCUACCUAUUUUUAAGCUCUCUCGAGACGAGGACCAUGGAUCUGUAUAAGGAGAACUUACGCUCCGAGCAGUACGACACGGGUAAAGGAAAGUACAAUUUCGAUUUUUUAUUCAUUUCGUCGACCUAUAAAUCAAGGGAGAGUAAAACGAUACACAUUAUUGUCAACGAGAGCAUUGUUCUAUAUGACUUUCAUCUGAUUAAGAAAUCCGAGGAGGGUUCCACGUCAAAGGGGAGGAAGACUUCCCGGGUGGCCGCCUCACCAGGGGGGGUGACACUCCGGGGAGAAGUGCCAAAUAGGGAAGAAGCCCGAAGGAUGUCAUCACUAACGGGAAGCCAUUAUCUGCAAAGGGAUUUCCACGAAAGCAGAGGAGAGUCCAUAACACAGCAGGGCACGCACUUCCUUAGAGAGUCACCCCCGAGAGGUACCUCGCCGAAGAUGGACCAAUCUUACAUGGAAAAGAGGACAAAUGGAAUGGGAAGCGAGCCUAUCCGCGUAGCAGAAGUAGGAACAUUAUCAUCCCCCGAAGGAGAUACUCAGAAGGAAGGUCAAAAUGGAAUCGGCCAAGUAUUCACUGGAGGGAGAAAGAACAUCGAUGGCAACACGGAUAGUGCAGACCCAGGGAAGGAUCUACAAAAUGAGGAGGAAGUAGAGACCGUCAUAAAGAAACAGAUCUCAACGGAGAACGUUUACUACAAUUUGAAGUUCCUCAAAGAGUAUCAGGAGAAUGAAAUAAAAAAAUUAAGAAAGAGACAAAUUUUGGAUGAUGUUGAUGUAAAACUUUUUUUUACCGAAGAGUAUCUGAUUCAGAAGACGAACCUGCCAGAUCGGUUUAUUCGAGAGACGUUAAAAAAGCUAGCUAGGAGGAAACUUCUACAAAGGAACACAUUCAAAGUUAUGAAUAAAAGGAACAAGAAGACGACACAGUUUAGUGUCUACACGAUGUCGGAGUUGGAUUCUGUGGGGGAGACAGAUGUCUCUGAGAGGAGAGUAAAAGAUGAGGAAGUGGAACCGUGGGAAAAGGUGUCCGAGGGGGGAGUGGGAGGUAUUCAUCUCCUCCAACAGAUGCGUGAGAGGGGUGAGACGGGCGAGACGGGAUACACGGGCUACACAUGUACGACGCGCACACACGGGGAACAGGCCGAGAGUGACAAAGAAGGACAACCACAGGCGUGGCUGCCUCGAAGACAGGGAGGAACACAUCAUACAGCAAGGCAACGGUCGGAACAGCUCACGAGACGAAGAUCGACUCGGAAGCGAGCGAACACUCCGGACCCCACCCCGACGACCGACAGGAGAAGGAAGCUCCCAAUUGGACCCAUCGACUUAUCUACCCAGAACAGCGAAGAGGUGCGGCAACGGCAAAGGCGCAGGGGGGGGGACUGCAGCUUCUCCUCUGGGAUCGUCCCAACGACCAUCAUCCAUAGCACCUCCGUCUUCAUCGUCCCAACCACCAUCAUCCAUAGCACCUCCGUCUUCAUCGUCCCAACCACCAUCAUCCAUAGCACCUCCGUCUUCAUCGUCCCAACCACCAUCAUCCAUAGCACCUCCAAACCGUCCAGAAAUGGCAGGACGAAAAAAGAAAGAGGCACACCCACAGUUAGCAGUAGCGUAGUGAGAUUAGAGACUAGUAGUACGGCCGUUUGUGUGAACAACUCUCUAGGCAGUCGUGACCCGAAUGAAGAUGUUGACAAGAGGGAGAGUACAGAAAAGACCGCCAAUGUCGAAGACGCCGCCACUUCCGCAGACGCCGCCAUCACCGCCAAUUCCAGCAGCGGGGCGAAGAAGCGGAGGGGGGGCUCCACGCGAGUCAACAAAGUUGCAAAAGAAAAACGAGUAGUAAACACCUUAGUGUCCUAUCUCAGUGAGAGGAAAGGCAGCAGUGAUGACACAGUUAAGGACCAUUCGGUAGUCAAGCAGGGAGAGGCAACCAACCCCGCCGGCAACGAACCCGUGGACUUCUUCCUGGACGAUGUAGUCACCGACAACGAUGAGGAAAACGAGAUCAAAAAAAGGAGAACCUUCGAAAACUUAAAUCUGGAAGAGCCCUACGAAUUCUACGAAAAGAAUAUAUUAAAAAUAACGACAGAUCGAAUGAACAAAAUGAAAGCAGAGCCGGGGAGGAACACCUCCACUCCUCUGUUUCUAAUUGUGAGCAGCCUGAAUAAAAUCCUAACAGAAAGAAGAAUGAGCCAUUUGUCUCAGCCUAGUGUGCUCGCCAUUCUAAACAUCAUGAUGAAGAAGAACAAGGUGGUGCGGGUCGGCGGCAACUGGCGGCCAACUUAG
Plasmodium inui San Antonio 1 is the source of this 12354-nucleotide messenger RNA. RefSeq lists its product as hypothetical. Bases 1 to 12354 code for a protein of 4117 amino acids. The record is from RefSeq and is a predicted model, not a curated record. The transcript is spliced from 5 exons. NCBI's taxonomy places the organism in Eukaryota, Apicomplexa, Aconoidasida, Haemosporida, Plasmodiidae.